Phialemonium atrogriseum is the source of this 1161-nucleotide messenger RNA. RefSeq names its product P-loop containing nucleoside triphosphate hydrolase protein. Gene Ontology annotation, biological process: DNA repair; DNA-templated DNA replication. The transcript is spliced from 3 exons. Gene Ontology annotation, molecular function: DNA clamp loader activity; ATP hydrolysis activity; DNA binding. The record is from RefSeq and is a predicted model, not a curated record. NCBI's taxonomy places the organism in Eukaryota, Fungi, Ascomycota, Sordariomycetes, Cephalothecales, Cephalothecaceae. The coding region runs from base 1 to 1161 and encodes 386 amino acids. Gene Ontology annotation, cellular component: DNA replication factor C complex; Rad17 RFC-like complex; Ctf18 RFC-like complex.
AUGUCCGACUUUGAAGAUGAAAUGGACGUGGAUGUCCCCGUGUCCAAAAACAUCAUCUUCUCUUCCGAAACCGCAAAAGGCAAACGAAGCGCCGCCAAUCUGCCCGUCGCGGCGGAGGAUACCCUACCUUGGGUAGAGAAAUACCGACCAGCUACCCUCGCCGACGUAUCGGGCCACCAUGACAUCCUUGCAACCAUCAACAAGUUCGUCGAUUCCAAUCGACUCCCUCAUCUGCUCUUCUACGGCCCCCCGGGCACCGGCAAGACAUCGACGAUCCUCGCCCUUGCCCGUCGAAUCUAUGGCGCCGAGAACGUGCGCCAGAUGGUGCUGGAACUCAACGCCUCCGACGACCGCAGCAUCGACGUGGUGCGCGAACAGAUCAAGACGUUUGCGUCGACGAGGCAAAUCUUCACGCGGGGCGGCGCCAACAGCGGUAUCGGGGGCUACAAGCUGAUCAUCCUAGACGAGGCCGAUGCCAUGACCAACACGGCGCAGAUGGCGCUGCGGCGGAUCAUGGAGAAAUACACCCCCAACACACGCUUCUGCAUCAUCGCCAACUACUCCCACAAGCUCAGCCCCGCGCUCCUGUCCCGGUGCACGCGCUUCCGCUUCAGCCCGUUGAAGGAGGCUGAUAUCCGGAUACUGGUUGACAAGGUGAUACAGGAGGAGAGCGUUAAGAUCAUGCCCGAGGCGACCGACGCACUGGUGCGCCUGAGCAAGGGCGACAUGAGGAGGGCGCUCAACGUCCUACAGGCUUGCCAUGCAUCAAGUACCCCUCUACAACCACCGGGGCAGCCCAAGACCCCCGAAGAGGACAUUGUCCGAGAGAUGAUCACGACAGAGACCAUAUACAACUGCAUCGCCGCUCCCCGGCCCGACGCGAUUAAGAGGAUACUCAACACCAUCCUCAGCACGAGCGACGUCACGUCCUGCCUCUCGACCAUCAACACGCUGAAGGUGGCAGAGGGACUCGCCCUGGCGGACAUCAUCACUGCCCUCUCGGAGCAGAUCGUCAAGCUGGAAGUCAAACCCGAGGUUAUGAUAUCGUGGCUCGAUGGCCUUGCAACUAUCGAGCAUAGAGUUGCCGGCGGGGGAGGGGAAGUUGUCCAGACCGGGGCUGUGGUGGGGGUAAUACGGAACGGGGUGGAGUUGAUGGGUUGA